CAAUCCUCUUUCAAGAACUCAAGAAUCCCACAACACAAAUGGGUAUUGAAAUUCAGCCCAAAAUCAACAAUAGAGAAAAUGAUUCAACUGCUGUUGUUGCUGCUGCUGCACCUGUGAUACUUGGCCUACAGCCCUCUGCCCUGGUGGACCACGCGGCUAGAGUCGAUCGGUCCCUCCUCUCCCGAAUCCCUGGCAUGCCUCUCAUCAGUUGCAUGAUCAUAUUGAGGGGAAUACUUCUUGGUUUGCUGAUUGCUGUUGAUGUUGAAGAGCUGAAUCUAAUCUUGAAUGAGGUUAAUACCCAUGUUAUUGCUUCUCCGGAGACUACAUCUUCAUUGAAAACCAAUGCAGGGGGAAGUGUUGCUAAUACUAUUAGAGGCCUCGCUGCCGGCUUUGGGGUUACUUGUGGUAUAAUUGGGGCAUGUGGGGAUGAUGAUCAAGGAUGCUUGUUCGUAGACAAUAUGAGUUCUUACAAAGUUAACCUCUCAAGAUUGAGGUUGAAAAGUGGGCCCACCGCACAGUGUGUUUGCUUAGUUGAUGAAUUGGGGAAUCGUACAAUGCGACCAUGUCUCUCUGGUGCUGUAAAAGUUCAGGCAGAUGAAUUGACUACAGCAGAUUUGCAAGGUUCCAAGUGGUUAGUGCUGAGAUACGCAAUAUUCAAUAUAGAAAUCAUUCAGGCAGCCAUUACACUUGCCAAGCAAGAGGGAGUUUCUGUUUCGCUUGAUCUGGCCAGUUUUGAGAUGGUAAGGGAGUUUAGGUUCCCACUUCUACAGUUACUGGAGUCCGGGUGUGUAGACCUUUGCUUUGCCAAUGAGGAUGAAGCGGCAGAACUUCUGGGGGGUGAAGACAAAGCAGAUUCGGAGUCAGCUCUUGAAUUUCUGGCCAACCACUGCCAGUGGGCUGUGGUGACAUUAGGCUCAAAGGGCUGCAUCGCGAAACACGGAAAGGAGGUUGUCCGUGUCCCUGCAAUUGGGGAGGCAGUAGCCCUUGAUGCCACUGGUGCUGGGGAUCUCUUUGCUAGUGGGUUUUUGUAUGGACUCGUGAAUGGACUGUCACUGGAGGACUGCUGCAGGAUCGGCUCUUGCAGUGGUGGGUCUGUCAUCCGUUCUCUUGGUGGCGAGGUGACUCCAGAGAAUUGGCAGUGGAUGUACAAACAAAUGCAGAUAAAGGGACUUGAAAUUCCUGAACCCCAAUAUGGUGAUAGAGAUUACAGGUCAUCGUGGCGUUAAUAGAGCCAUGGAGGUUAUUAUGACCAAGUUUAUGCGAGAAGGCUAUUUGGAGUUCCAUUCUGGGGCAGAUUCUAUUACAACUGCCGUCUUCAACCUUGGCAAACAAUCUACGAAGCUGAGAAUUCAAUAAUUAGACUUACAAUUUUGAAUGUCUUGUGAUUCUCUAACUUACCAUAUCUUUUCAUCAGCAAUUACCAGUUUAUGGGCCCCAAGGGCAUUUUGGAUCACA
Molecule: messenger RNA, 1455 nt
Organism: Sesamum indicum (sesame)
Lineage: Eukaryota; Viridiplantae; Streptophyta; Magnoliopsida; Lamiales; Pedaliaceae
Source: RefSeq, a predicted model, not a curated record